CAGCUUCAGACUCGUCGCAUCGGUGUCACACGCAAGAAUGCAGAUGAAAAUGCCACUAGCAAGCACUCUCGUCAGGCGUCUGCCCAGGGAGUCGCAACUCGCGCCUCUGUCGUCCUAAAUGGCCUAAAGAAUGGCCCACAACGCCCAGCGCUUGGUGAGGUCACCACCACCGCGGUCAACCGCAAGGUUUGUCGUGUUCUCCAUUUUUCACCUUUCCCAACGUUCUGA
Molecule: messenger RNA, 228 nt
Organism: Suillus subaureus
Lineage: Eukaryota; Fungi; Basidiomycota; Agaricomycetes; Boletales; Suillaceae
Exons: 1
Source: RefSeq, a predicted model, not a curated record